AACAAGCAGACAAAAUUGUCAGUGUGGUGCAGUGGCCAAAGAGCUGUGAUUGUUGCUAUACCCCUCUCUUUCUCCCUCUCUUCCUACUCUCUCUCUCUCGCAUAUAUAUGUAAAGCACUGAAGCCCUAGUUCCCCAAUCUCAAAACCCAUCUCUCUCUAUAUAUAUAUCACACAGAGCUUGCUAUCUUCUAUGUGAAAAUGGCGGUGUUGAUCUCAUUUUUGCUUGCUUUCUGCUUCUUAUUCGGUGGUUCUGCUUUAGCAGCUCUUCCUUUGGACGGCCUCCUCCCAAAUGGCAACUUUGAAGAGCAACCAAAACCAACUGGCAUCAAGAAAACAGUACUCCAAGGAAAAUACGCCCUACCCAAAUGGGAAAUCAAUGGCUUCGUCGAGUACAUCUCCGGCGGGCCACAGCCCGGUGGAAUGUACUUCGCAGUUGCCCACGGUGUCCACGCCGUUAGGCUCGGAAACGAGGCCUCCAUCUCUCAGACAAUUCAAGUGAAACCAGGCUCUCUCUAUGCACUCACAUUUGGGGCAUCGAGAACAUGUGCACAAGAAGAGGUGUUGAGAGUCUCAGUACCUCCUCAAACAGGGGACCUUCCUCUGCAGACACUCUAUAGCAGUGAUGGAGGUGACACUUAUGCUUAUGGUUUUAAAGCCACUUCCAAAUUUGUUAAGGUGAUCUUCCACAAUCCCGGGGUUCAAGAGGAUCCUAGUUGUGGCCCACUAUUGGAUGCAGUUGCCAUCAAAGAGCUCUAUCCCCCAAUGCCAACAAGAGACAACUUGGUGAAGAAUAGUGGUUUUGAGGAGGGUCCCCAUAGGUUGUUGAACUCUUCCAAUGGUGUUCUUCUUCCUCCCAAACAGGAGGAUCUCACAUCCCCACUCCCCGGGUGGAUGAUUGAAUCCCUUAAAGCUGUUAAGUUCAUUGAUAAGAAGCACUUCAAUGUCCCCUAUGGCCUUGCUGCAGUUGAAUUGGUUGCAGGGAGAGAGAGUGCCAUUGCCCAGAUUAUCCGAACGGUUCCCAACAAGCUUUACAAUCUCACAUUCACAGUAGGAGAUGCAAAGAACGGUUGCCACGGGUCCAUGAUGGUUGAAGCAUUCGCCGCCAAAGACACCCUGAAAGUACCCUUCAAAUCUGAAGGCAAGGGCAGGUUCAAGACUGCUAGUUUCAAGUUCAAAGCAACUGCAGCCCGGACCAGACUAACAUUCUUCAGCUCAUACUACCACACUAGGGUUGAUGACUUUGGUUCGCUUUGUGGUCCUAUUCUCGAUCAAGUUAGGGUUUUCCCAGUUGCUUAGAAAAGUUAGUCAUAACCAAACUACAAAACUACAUAUGGAUCAUGUGUAAUAUUAUAAUUGAUGCUUUUGCAAUAGUCAUUUGAUCUCUCUAUUGUAAAUUGGCCACAUAUGAGGGCCUGAGGCACAUUUCCUACCUAUGAUUGCUUAAACUUUUA
Cornus florida is the source of this 1451-nucleotide messenger RNA. RefSeq names its product protein DUF642 L-GALACTONO-1,4-LACTONE-RESPONSIVE GENE 2-like. The record is from RefSeq and is a predicted model, not a curated record. Gene Ontology annotation, cellular component: plasma membrane; cell wall. NCBI's taxonomy places the organism in Eukaryota, Viridiplantae, Streptophyta, Magnoliopsida, Cornales, Cornaceae. The transcript has 3 exons. Bases 199 to 1296 code for a protein of 365 amino acids.